Molecule: messenger RNA, 1951 nt
Organism: Galleria mellonella (greater wax moth)
Lineage: Eukaryota; Metazoa; Arthropoda; Insecta; Lepidoptera; Pyralidae
Product: leucine-rich repeat-containing protein 15
Exons: 5
Coding region: 617-1831 (404 amino acids)
Source: RefSeq, a predicted model, not a curated record
CCGUAGUACGGGGGCCAGUCUGGUUGCCGCGGCUACGGCGCGCGCUACCUUCUACGUUUCAUUUCUGGAAUACGCCGCGAAAAGCGAUGUUCCCAGACGCGUGAUCGCAUGAUUAUCGCUACUUAACAGUGACAGCUCAAGUGAUUAAUAUUAACAAUAAAACAGGUGAACUUUGUUUAUGUUUAAUUGUUUACAAGUAUGUCGAACGUGCCUGUUACGUAUGCGAUUUCUUUAAUACAAAUCUUAGUCCCUAGGGGCUAAAGUUUCGGCCUAUAUUACGAUUAUUUAUCAACUUUUUGCACGUAAUGGCUGGGAUUUUUUUUAUGAUAUAAUUAACGAGGCUUUAUUCGUGUUGGCGUAAUGGUGAAUGGGAGUUAACGGGUUCCGCGUGGACGAAGCUGCGGAAUUUACAAGCGAGAAAACAAGUUCCAGGAUCCGAUUAUUCGGUCGGUGCACUUUGGAAAAUAUUGCUCAGAUGUUCCGUUGUUGAACAACAAGGAGGAAAUUUGCGGUUUCACCUGCGCUGAAUUCGAUAUCUCCCUCCCGCAGUGGUGGUGUGAUGGAAGUGCUUAGGUGAGGGCGCGCGACGGGCGGCGCGCCUCGCUUGCGCCCGCCCAUGGCUCCCGCUUACAGACUUAGAUGGAUGAUGCAGUGUCUGGUGGCGGUAGCGAUGAUGGGCACCCUCUGUGAAGCAGGACACAUAGCACUUGCCCCGUCACUGGCGCCACCUUGUCCGACGCACUGCAUCUGCCUCUCACAAUCACAGGUGGUAUGCAACAGUGCGACACUGCGCGGUGUGCCUUCAGCGUUGAGUCCUAGUGUCACACAGUUGUCACUCUCACGUGCAGAUCUGCGGGUUCUGCGUUCGGACGCGUUUGCACAUUUGCGACAAUUGCGGCGGCUUGCACUUGACGCUUGCAACCUAACACGUAUACGGCCCUUCGCCUUUCGUGGUUUACCGCGCCUACGAGAACUGUACAUACAACAUACACCUCUCGCCACUGUCGAUGCGUUCGCGUUUGCUGCACUACAGAAUAUCAGCUCCAUUAUUCUUACCCAUAACAGGAUAGCGCAAAUUGAGGGAUAUGCAUUCGCCGGUACCAAUUUUAUUAAACAAAUUUCUCUGAGGAAUAACCCCAUAAAACGCAUAUUGGCCCACGCCUUUUCAGGACUCAAAGAUAUCGUACAAAUAGAACUUCCUUCAGGAAUCAGAUCCAUCGAACCGCUGGCGUUUGCAGGUCUAGAAGGAAUCGGUACUUUGGAGUUAGCUUAUAUGGACCUUCCAGCUGUAUUAUCUGAUACGUUUCGCGGUUUGACUCGUGUCGGACGUCUUGCUUUGCGGGAAUCUGACCUGGGAAUUGUUAGAGUUGGCGCUUUCGAUGGUCUUCAACGUGUUGAGAUACUCGAAAUGUGUAAUAACAAAAUAGAUGCUGUUGAGGAGUUGUCACUAGUGCAAAACAACAGCGUCACAACUUUCAGAUUGACGGGCAACCACAUGUUAGAGACACCAGAAUCAGUGGUGUUAGAAGUGGAGGACAUUGUAAUUCGAGGUAAUCACUUACCAUGUGAGUGCGGACGGGAUCCUCUGGCAAAUCCAUUAGCUCUAACACAGGAAUUUGCAGAGGAAAAUUAUUGCAUAUCGCCAUUAAAAGUGCGUGGGCGUAGUUUGGCAAGUGCAGCGACUGCAGGAGCGGCAUGUCGUGGCGAGUCAGGUGGGAAUGCGCGCGCUCGCGCAGCCGCCGGCGCUGGCGCAGUCCGCCUCGGAGAGGCGCUGGCAAUUCCUCACUUUGCGCUCACAAUGACCGCCUUCGCAGUUUUAGCGAGUAGCUAACCGCCCUCGGUGUUCAAUUAUUAUUGUAUCCAUUUGUAAAUAUUGUAAUAUAUCUAAACAAGUUGAUGCGAAGUUUUACAUUGAAUGGGUCCGUUCAUUGAGUAUACGUUGGACCAUGAA